AUGUUGCUCCCCCUUCGAAAGGUGUUGGUCGUUCUUUUCGGUCUCUGCUGGGCUGUUGCAGCACAACAAUCUGCAGAGUCCAAGAUUCCUUUGUGUGCUCAAAUAUGUCUACUGGAGGCCUUCCAGACCAAAGCUUGUGCGCCCACAGACAAGGCAUGCAUUUGCACCAAUGCAAAGUUCCAGGCACCGGUCUCAGCAUGUGUUGCUGCCAACUGCACGAUUCCUGAAGCUCUCGUACAGCCUAACAAGCAUUCAGCAACCAAGAACUACAGCUUGAGGAACUGCGGAGCGCCCAUCCGCAACCGCGGGCCAAAAUAUGUUGUGAUAUCAAACGUCAUGAUCUCCAUCACCGCCGUCUUCGUGAUCAUCCGCUUCGCCUUCAAGAUUGUCUACUCGAAGCUCGAAAUCGGCCUCGACGAUUGGGCUGUACUAGCAUGUGUCUUGACUGCUAUUCCCAGUGCGAUUGUCACGGUCUUUGGAACCGUCAGGCACGGUCUUGGUCAAGACAUAUGGACUCUCGAACCCGAAGAAAUCACCAAGAUGCUGAAAUACUUCUACGUCAUGGCGUCGUUGUACUUUACAGAGCUCUCCCUGCUAAAACUCACGCUCCUCUUCUUCUACAUCCGCGUCUUUCCCAGCAAGCCCGUCCAGCGCCUACUCUGGGGCACUGUCAUCUUUGUUGUUCUCUGGGGGUUGGUAUUCGUCUGCCUGGCUAUCUUCCAAUGCCAGCCGAUUAGCUACUUUUGGACACACUGGGACGGUCUUCAUGAAGGCCACUGCCUUGACAUCAACGCCAUAACUGUGUCAAACGCUGCCAUCAGUAUCUUUCUGGACUUAUGGAUCCUUGGUAUUCCUCUCUGGCAACUCUGGGGCUUGAAGAUGCACUGGAAGAAGAAGGUCGGCGUCGCCCUGAUGUUCUGUGUUGGUACAUUCGUCACUGUCGUCAGCAUUCUGCGCCUCUCCGCGCUCGUUCACUUUGCGCAAUCAUCCAAUGCCAGCUGGGAAUUCUAUGACGUCUCCCUGUGGAGUACCAUUGAGAUCAGCGUCGGCUGCAUGUGUGCUUGUUUACCCACACUCCGUCUUCUCCUCGUCAAGAUCUUCCCUGUCCUUGCAGGCUCGACUACACGCAGCAGACAACAAUACUACAAUUACGGAAGCGGCAACGAACUCAAAGACAUCAGCGCAAACGCGAACUCUCGGAACCCAAGGAGCCGCACAUCGAAGAGCGGACUGUCAAGCAUCGCUCGGUCACAAACGUCGCCACCCUUCCCACACGACAAUGGCAUCACAGUCAAGACAUCGUAUACCGUCGAGCGCAUGCACAGCGAUACGGACGAAGCAAGUCUGGUGUCGCAUGAGAACGAGAAGAAAUAG
Molecule: messenger RNA, 1374 nt
Organism: Parastagonospora nodorum SN15
Lineage: Eukaryota; Fungi; Ascomycota; Dothideomycetes; Pleosporales; Phaeosphaeriaceae
Exons: 4
Coding region: 1-1374 (457 amino acids)
Source: RefSeq, a predicted model, not a curated record